AUGACAUUAUUGGCAUCAAUUAUGCCAACGUAUGACGUACCACGUGCUUCGCAAGAAUCAGUAUUACGUCUUGAAUGUUGGUACCACGGAAUGUUGACCAGAUUACGUGCAGAAUGUCUGGUUUGUUCUCAAGGAGACUUCCUGGUUCGAGACAGCAUUUCGUUCAAAGGCGAUUUUGUACUGACCGCUUUUUGGAAUGGAAAUGCCUUACAUUUUCAAAUCAAUAAAGAUCGAUCAGUUAACAGCUCAAGUGGAUUUGUCUUUCAAUUUGAAGAAGAGCAAUUUGAAAGUGUAUCUGAUUUGAUAACAUUUUAUCAAACACAUCAGAAACCGAUCACUCGAAAUAGUGGCUGUGUUAUCAAGAAUCCUGUACCAAAUACAACAGUUAUUGCCAACAAAAUUUUGGAACCAAAUUUUGAAAUUGAACAAAAUUAUGUGAAAAUUCUUCGACCACAUUUAUCCAGAAAUAAUCAAGAUAGAUCACUAAGUCAGAAAGUCAUGCUGAAUGAAGCCCGAAAACAGCUCAACUUAAAAUCAACUUUUGAACCAAUUCUACCCGACUCAUCUAUACCAUCAAGCGAAUUAUCUCACUUAUCCCUCUCUGAUCUACUCAGCCGUCCAUUACCAAAGCCAAUUCAAUCACCUGAUAGUGAAGAUCAAGAAGAGUAUUCUGAGGUGGAUUACGAUGCUAUGGACGAAAACAUGAAGUUGCCCAUAUCUAGAAUACCGUUGGAAAGUCCACUAGUAACCCCUAAUGAAGAUGAAGUGUUAGAUGCUUCAAGUUCAAGUUUAAAUCAUCUACCAACUCACAAAUCUUCACUGAUCUCUCUAAAUUCUUUGCGUGAUGACGUAUCUAGCCAGACUAGCAAAAGGUUAAAUACUACGAAGUUAUCUCAAGUUACAUCUGCAUCUUGUCAUGAUAUCAGUCGUUUACAUUGGUGCAUUCCACGUUCCGGUUCAGUACCGGCAUUACCAAAAAGAAAAUUUUCAUUACCAAUUCGUGAUAGUGGUUGUGUAGCAGAUAAUGCGGAUUAUGAUCAACCAAAGGUGUUAAAUUGUACUAAAGCUAGUACUUCUGCUAUAGAUUUGAUCAAUCAUCGUUCAGCUUUGAUUGAACCUAAUAAUAAACCUCAAUCACAAGAGCUAUUGCAAAAACAAUUAUUAUUGAGCAAAAAAGCAGAAAAGUGUGCAAAACUGAUAACUUUGGAAGAUUGUCGACUGUUAAGGCUUGAAAAAAAUUUCAAAAACUUAACAAAAUGUGAACAGUUAAAUGGCCUUUCGCUUAUAUUACUACCCAAUGGACAAACUGUUAGAAAUGAUCUUUUAGAGCGCAGUCUUUCUUUGCAUUAUUUAUGCAUUUUGUCCAUACUGCAUCAGGCGUAUAAUACCGAACGCUACGCAUUAUACAGUGCUUGGCUGGAAAUUUCAAAGUCUUUAUUAUUGCAGUAUGGUAAUGCAUUUUCGUUCGUUACGCUUAUUGAUGCACUAUGCUCUGACCAUGUAAUUUUUAUUGCAAAUGAUAAAACUUUAUGUCAAAUGCGAAAAAAUCUUCAAUUAAUCGCUGCGAAAGUGCUUAAUUGUGAGCCCUUACCUAAUAACUGCCCAAAAAUAAAUAUACCAUUCAUGCAAGUACUAAUCAAGAUUCUCUCGGCUAAGCAGUCAACUGAUUAUUGCUUAGAUGUCAUUAAAUCAACAACAGAAAAUGUUGCAGAUAACUUAUGGAAAUGGCUGAUUGAAGGUCGAAUAUGGAUCAAACGUGCUACUGAACUGAAUAAAUUUUAUAUCAAUUUAUGUAACGAUGAAGUAUCAGAUGAUGAGAAUUUUUUAAGUAUUGAAUUUAGUUUAAAAUUGUUAUUUGGAUAUAAAGGCUAUACUGUAAAUGCCCAAAAACGAUAUGAAAAACUUACAGACAUGGCAAAUAUCCUUAAAGAGCGUUGCAAAUUAACCGCUUAA
Messenger RNA from Thelazia callipaeda (thelaziosis nematode), 1953 nucleotides. NCBI's taxonomy places the organism in Eukaryota, Metazoa, Nematoda, Chromadorea, Rhabditida, Thelaziidae. The record is from the annotation of a GenBank genome assembly.